AUGGUCCUCGACGCUGAAAAACUCGCCAAGUUGCAACAAUCCGUCCGCAUUGGCGGUAAGGGUACUCCCCGCAGAAAGGUCAAGAAGACCACCAAGUCUACCGAGGCUGAUGAGGCCAAGAUCCAGGGCGCUCUUAAGAAGCUCAAUGCUCAGACCAUCCAGGGCAUUGACCAGGUCAACUUCUUUAACGAUGACGGCACUGUCCUCCACUUUCCCCGCCCCAAUGUCCAGGCUGCCACCUCCUCUAACACUUUUGCCAUCCACGGCCGCCCACAACAGAAGCAGCUUGAAGAGCUUAUGCCUGGUAUUAUUACCCAGCUCGGUGCUGAGAACAUUGACAAGCUCCGUGAGCUUGCUUCUCAGCUCGGCUCUGGCCUGAAGCAGGGUGCUGAGGGUCUUGAGGCCUCUGGUGAGCCUGAGGAUGAGGGUAUCCCUGAGCUUGUCUCUGGCGAGAACUUUGACAAGGUUGAUUAA
Molecule: messenger RNA, 474 nt
Organism: Magnusiomyces paraingens
Lineage: Eukaryota; Fungi; Ascomycota; Dipodascomycetes; Dipodascales; Dipodascaceae
Exons: 1
Coding region: 1-474 (157 amino acids)
Cellular component (GO): nascent polypeptide-associated complex; cytosol
Source: RefSeq, a predicted model, not a curated record